AUGGCCAAGCAAGUGUUGGACUUGUAUGAGCUGUAUCGUUUGGUUGUUCAACACGGCGGUCUAGUCGAGAUCAUCAAUAAGAAGUUAUGGCGUGAAAUCACCAAAGGACUCAAUCUACCUUCAUCAAUCACAUCGGCUGCUUUCACACUUCGGACUCAGUUAGUUUUUGGUUUCGUUUCAACAGUAUUAAUUAGUUUCAGUAUCAUAUCGGCAAUGUGUUACUAUUGA
Messenger RNA from Anisakis simplex (herring worm), 228 nucleotides. Lineage: Eukaryota; Metazoa; Nematoda; Chromadorea; Rhabditida; Anisakidae. The record is from the annotation of a GenBank genome assembly.